Molecule: messenger RNA, 642 nt
Organism: Acanthosepion pharaonis
Lineage: Eukaryota; Metazoa; Mollusca; Cephalopoda; Sepiida; Sepiidae
Source: the annotation of a GenBank genome assembly
AUGUGUAUCUUUCUUUCUUUCUUUACUUCUUUUCUUUUUCUGUUUAAACUUACCUUUUCCUCCUCCCAUCAUUCUGUUUACUUUUCCUUCUCUAUUUUACUUUUUUAUCAAUGUGUAUCUUUCUUUUUCUUUUUUUCUUCUUUUUCUUUUUUAUAUCUUUUAUAUUUUUUAAUUCAUUCUAACUCUUUAGUCUCUCUUUUUCUGUUUAAACUGAUACCUUUUCCUCCUCCCAUCAUUCUGUUUACUUUUCCUUCUCUAUUUUACUUUUUAUCAAUGUGUAUCUUUCUUUCUUUCUUUUCUUCUUCUCUUUUCUGUUUAAACUUUUUUCCUCCUCCCAUCAUUCUGUUUACUUUUCCUUCUCUAUUUUACUUUUUAUCAAUGUGUAUCUUUCUUUCUUUCUUUUCUUCUUCUCUUUUUUUCUGUUUAAACUUACCUUUUCCUCCUCCCAUCAUUCUGUUUACUUUUCCUUCUCUAUUUUACUUUUUAUCAAUGUGUAUCUUUCUUUCUUUCUUUUCUUCUGUUUUCUCUUUCUUUUUUAUAUCUUUUAUAUUUUUUCUCUUUUCACUUUACUUCUCUUUCUUUAUCUUUCUGCUUAUCAAUGCGUAUUUUACUUUCUCUCUUUUCUCCUUGUCCAUAGCAUGA